AGUUCAGGUCCCUUACGUAGCUCCAGAGAAAGCUCUGCGUGGAGUCUCCACACAACCAUAACUCAAGAUUUAAGUCGUGGUCGUUUGAAAUAUCAGAGAGCACAGCUUCAGUUCCUUCUUUCUAUUUCAUUCAUAACUAACAAUGGCUGCUGCUGCUGAACAGCAGAGACGAGCAGAAUUCCUGGUAGAGCGAGAGCCUUUCAGACAGAAUGCUUUCCUGAUUAUCAAUGAAAUGGUUGCCAUGGAGAGGCAGAGACCUAAUAGGGUGUUAGUGGAUGAGGUUCUUCACAGCAUCUUCUUUUUGGGAAAGAUCAACUACCCGCCAUUUCCCCCAGAAAAGAUUCUGGCUGAUGAUUCUGACUUGUUAAAUACAUUACCAGACCUAUACCCUCGGCCUUUUGACCACUAUUCCUCUCAGGUACCCAGGAGGAGUCCAUUUUCAUGUUUGCUCGACAUGGUUGUCGACCUGAUUGGAGGAGACAAUGAAGAAGAAAUCAUGCAGCAGCUGUUAGACUUCAUCGAUACACUGGGGGGGAAGAAAAACAAAAAGCCUCUGGUCUCCAGAACCAUCUGUGUCUCUCAGAGCAAUCACCCAGAUUCAGUCAGGUACUACGGAGCCUCCGUGUCCGCUAAUGACCCUGAAGCCCAGAGAAACCUGAUUGCUGCUUCCUGUCUCAGCAGUAUCUGGGAUAGUUAUGUAGCUGGCGCAGUGAUGACCUUCUAUCCAGAGCCAGGUAAUUUGGAAUUUGCCAGAAAGCCAUAUUUCGAUGGAACCAUCAGAGUUCCAGCGCAUGUCCGGUGCCAAACGUUUAAUCUCUAUAAUAGAAGAUUUAUGCCUCCUUGUGGUUCAUGUGGUGAGUUGUUUGGUUUGAUUACAAAUGAAACAAAGGGAUUCCCCCACGGCAACUGUGCUGAAGCUGAAAGUCUGAGCAACUUGUUUAGAAAUGAUGCAGUAGUUAGAGGAGAAGUACCACCACCACCACCACCUGGUGGUAACAGAGAGAGGGCGAGAGCAAGCGUCCUUCAGGGGCUUACAGAUUUUGUGCAGUCCUUUGAGGGAUUAGGAGAAUGGACAGAUGAAGAAGGUGGUUUCUACACCCCACAAUUAAUCAGACCUUAAAAAGGGAAAGACUGAAUCAGGGCCAGGACAAUGUGCUUUAGUCCUGAUUUGCUUUAGUCCCGAUGCACAAGUGUGAUUUUAAUUUAUUGUGAUUCGAUAGGAGUAUUGUGAUUUUCUUUUCCUUCUUUAUCAAAAACAAAAGUUUAAUAAAACGCAUCUAGAGACAUUUCUAAAAACUAACAUGUUUUCUAAGAAGAAUGACAUCACAUGUCAGUCAGUCUGAUGUUGAUUUAUUUUGUAAAGAAGAAUAUAACAUGGAUCUUCUGCUUUUCGCUUUUGUUUUUCCCACCCGUAGAUUGAAUAUUAAAUAUUGAUGCGUAGACUUCAUAUGGUCCUUUAUUACCCAGUGACCAGAUCUCCUUUAAGAUGAUUCUUUAUCAAACAGCAGAGAUCAGUGUAGAAGUUGUUACUGAACGGGGAGGUCAUGUGAUCACAGCUGUUAAUAUUUCCUGCUAAUGCUCCAGCUACUUACUACCAUAACAAUAAAGAUAUGAAUGCAUUGAUGGAAAACAUAGUAAACCAAAUGUGUCAACAACACAUCUCUUCCUCCUGAACUUUGACUACCAAGAUGAUGAUAUUCAUGAUAUUAAUAGUGACUGUCCUAUCUGAAGCUGAUGUUCUUCUCUGGGAUUCUGGCUGUUCUGACUUUAUCUUCAUGGCUGAAUGAACUCAUUAGAGUCUCUUCACAUCAAAUCUAAUGAAAUGUGUCAACUGUUGGAGUAAAGCAUGCAGAAGAUGGAAACCAUAAAUCUAUCAUGUUGUUGACAAUAAAAUGAUGCUGAUGAAAA
Molecule: messenger RNA, 1908 nt
Organism: Sander lucioperca (pikeperch)
Lineage: Eukaryota; Metazoa; Chordata; Actinopteri; Perciformes; Percidae
Exons: 5
Coding region: 143-1120 (325 amino acids)
Source: RefSeq, a predicted model, not a curated record